This is a messenger RNA of Dama dama (fallow deer), 1611 nucleotides long. RefSeq names its product small integral membrane protein 46 (gene SMIM46). The record is from RefSeq and is a predicted model, not a curated record. NCBI's taxonomy places the organism in Eukaryota, Metazoa, Chordata, Mammalia, Artiodactyla, Cervidae. The transcript has 2 exons. The coding region runs from base 1302 to 1454 and encodes 50 amino acids.
GAUUGGGGAUCUGGCCCAGACCCAGGCAGUGGGGUAGACCAGCUCAGUGAUGGGGUUCAGUUCAGAGUGGGGGUUGGUCCAGCUCAGUGAUGGAGUCCAGGUGGUACUAGGCAGUGGUCCAGUCCAGUGUUGAGGUCCAACUCAGACUAGGGCAUGGCCCAGCCUAGGGCUUGGCCUUCCUGCCGCAGACUUUCCAGGACGAGCAAGUUUCAGGGAACACGGGGUCCUGAGAUUUUUUUGGGGGGGGAGGUCUGAGGCUGGGAUCCUGCUUCCUGCUGGGGCCCUGGCUUUUUGAGGGCUGUUUUCCCUGUGAGCCCAAGUGGAAUCCAGCCCAGGGUGGAAGCUGGUACCCCUCCUGUGGGAAACAGGAGCAGGCCAGGCCUACAGUCUCCAAAGACAGCAGCUAGCUGGGUUUCCCUUCUCUGCCACUUCCUGUUGUCAGCAGGGGCCGAGGUUGCCAGGCACUCCGGGGAAUAAGUAGCUGCCACUGACCCUCCACUACUUUUGGGGAUCUGGAAAGAAGGAGGAAGAUGGUCAAAGCUGCCUCCCCCUCCCCCACCCCUGGGUUUAGCGUUUCGUUUCCGGUUUGGACUUUCAGGGCUGAGAGCAGAGCCAAGCACAGGGCAAGGUUUGACAGAGGCCAAGGACAUCCCGGGAUGUCAUGCCCCUCUCCGCCCCUGCACAGGAGCAGGACUGAGUUAGAUGUUACCCAUUUCUCUCUCAAAGUAGCCAAAUUUGAGGGCUCCAGUUUCAGAGAGCACUUGGGGGAGGAGAUAGGGUGUUUCUCACUGCCCCCCCCAACCUCCGCCUUUCUCUCCAGCUGCUCUUUCAGCUAAUUAAUGGAGUUCUGGGGCCUCCUUGACCCCCAGGGAGGCCCCGGCUGCUGCCUGGGCCUGAGCCUUAACUCCUUCUCCUCCCCAGUGGGCACUGCCCUGGGCACAUUGGAUGCCAUCCUCUGGGCAGUCAAGCACCCACUGAGAAAGGCAGGGCCUGGCAGCGGGGAGCAGUGAAGUCCCUGGAACGGGAAGUUAGCUUUAGCACCCCGCCCCCAGGGCAGGCAGGCCCGCCAGGAGGGACACCCUCAGGAGACUCUUCCCACCACCUGCUGCCAAGGAGGGCCUUUACCAACCUUGGCCAGCCGGGAGCAGGUACCUUUAAAUGCUUCCCUAGCAACCAGCUCCUCCUCCUCCCCUGUCCACCCCCACCCCCAGGCCCUCCCAAGGAAGUCAGCUCAGAGACUCUGCUGUAUUCCUGGUUUCCCUACCAAGGGAACGUUCCUGGGAGAGUCAAGGCGGCCUGGGAUGGAUCCGGGGUCAGGCAGAGGCUGGGAUGGGGACUCAGAGACCACCUUCCAGCUAUGGCUGCAGCUGCUUCUCUGGGGCCAUCUGAUUGUCCGCCUCCUGAGCUACCUGCGCCAUACCCUCUGGGCACCUAAGCCGCAACCAGCACCUUGAGCCUCCCUGGCCACAGGCAGAUGGGCCCCCCGAUCACCCCAUCCCACUCCACUCCCUGCCCUUGUACCCCCUGCUGGAAGAGGCAGGAAGCAGAGUGAAAGAAUUCUUAGCCAAAGCCAAAGAAGAUUUUCUUAAAAAAUGGGAAAAUCCUGCUCAG